Lactuca virosa is the source of this 831-nucleotide messenger RNA. The record is from the annotation of a GenBank genome assembly. NCBI's taxonomy places the organism in Eukaryota, Viridiplantae, Streptophyta, Magnoliopsida, Asterales, Asteraceae.
AUGGGAACUCUUCUCGGAACUCUCUCUCCUUUCUUAUUUGGUUGGAGCCAUCGCUUGCAGCAGCAGCAGCAGAAAGAGGCAGCAGGAAUCAAGGUGAUUGAUCAUUUUGAACAAGCGAUGUUCAGCCUGUUUGCGCUGAUGUGCUUUGGAAAGAAGCUUGAUGAGCAUCAUAUCAUUGACAUUAUUAGCAAAUUGCGUCGUAGGCUGUUAAUAACCCAACCCGGGAGUUUGAGAGUUAACAUACUCUGUAUUUUUCCAAGGUUGGGGAAGAUAUUAUUGAUAUAUAAAUGGAAAGAGUUGUUGCAAACGCAGAAAGAUGUAGCACAACUGUUGCUUCCCCUGAUUAAUUCUGACUCUCGAACUGAACCAGAACGCUUAGUAGGAGAGAAUGAAAUUGUGACGUACGUUGACACGCUGCUGAAUCUACAGCUUCCUGGUCGGAAACUAGAGGCAAACAAUGGAAAUGGUGGAAAGCUGACCGAUAAGGAGAUGGUUAGCAUGUGUAGCGAGUUCCUUAACACCGGCACGGACACCACCUAUAUUGCUCUACAAUGGAUCAUGGCCAAUCUUGUUAAGUAUCCUCACAUUCAGAGGAAGCUUUAUGAUGAAAUCAUCUCAGUGGUUGGACCCCCACCUCCACCGCCACCACCAGGGGUGGAACUGGAAUCAUUUAUAAGAGAAGACGAUCUACAGAAUAUGUCAUAUCUGAAAGCGGUAGUUUUGGAAGGGCUGAGGAGACAUUCACCAGCGCCUUUCGUGCUGCCCCAUAGGGCCAAAGAGGAAGUACAGCUGCAAGGAUUUAAUUACUAUUCCACGUGGUGCCACUGUUAA